This is a messenger RNA of Asterias rubens (European starfish), 1629 nucleotides long. RefSeq names its product sepiapterin reductase-like. Lineage: Eukaryota; Metazoa; Echinodermata; Asteroidea; Forcipulatida; Asteriidae. Gene Ontology annotation, biological process: tetrahydrobiopterin biosynthetic process. The coding region runs from base 414 to 1223 and encodes 269 amino acids. Gene Ontology annotation, molecular function: sepiapterin reductase (NADP+) activity. The transcript has 2 exons. The record is from RefSeq and is a predicted model, not a curated record.
UGGAUGUGUAUUAACAAAGCACCCGCAAUUUGUCAAAACAACCGCGGGGCCAAGCUCGUCUGAGCCGAAUCCAGAGCUGAAGCCGUGGUUUCGAAAAGGGCGUAUGGGGAACUGCUGACAGCAGGAUCGGAUUGUGAGCGAGAUCGUCACUGCGAUCGACGUCAGUUAUCGAUCGUCAGUUAUCGAUCGUCGCCCCGCCGGCGUCGUCGAUCGGUGGUGUUGUAGACAGUCCAGAUUUCCGUACCAGUCGUCGGUCCAUGGCAUGGUCAGUAGUAUAGUCAGUGCAGUGUCAUCGGCCGGCAGUUAACGAUAGGUUUUCUUCCGUCCAUACAGUACAGGAAGCAGCUGCAGCUUGACGUGAAUUUGGAUGAUUGAUGAAUAGAUAUUGAGCUUCAUCCGUUGUGUCAACCACCAUGCCGUCGGUUCCAGGUGUACUUGGUGUUCCAACAUUUUGCAUCAUAACAGGAGCCAGUAGAGGUUUAGGACGAGAGAUUGCCCUAAGUCUUGGAUCACAACUUGGACCCAACUCCUUAUUGACACUUACUGCAAGAUCCUCGGUCGAUCUUGAAGAAACUCGUAAGCAGGUUGCAGCCCGAGCGCCAGAGGUUUCAGUCAGACUGGUAAGUGGAGACCUGGGUGUGGAAAGCAAGGUUGAGAAGAUCAUCUCAAGUUUAUUUGAAGGAGUCGACGGCACAAAGUAUCAGCACGCCUUGCUCGUUCACAACGCCGGUUCUCUCGGAGACACAUCAAAUGUGGGAAAUCUCAAAGCCACCCCAGAAUCUCUUCAGAGGUACUAUCUGCUGAAUGUAACAUCUUGCAUCAGUUUGAGCUCAAUCUUCUUGAAGACCUUUCCCAAGCGGGAAGGUUUGCGGCGCACUAUCAUAGCGAUCACAAGCCUUUGUGCUUUGCAGGCCACAAAAAGCUUGAGUCUUUAUUGCUCAGGCAAAGCGGCACGCAAUAUGGUCAUGAAGAAUAUUGCAAUUGAAGACCCAGAUGUUAGGGUGCUGAAUUGGGCCCCAGGGGUAUUGAAUACACAGAUGCACCAUGAUCUCAUUGCAAAUGUCCAGGAUGCAGAAAUUAAAGAAAUGAUGAUUUCUGUUGAAAGUACACAGUAUUAUUUGACACCUGCUGCAUCUUGCAAGGUAUUGAUGCAAGUCUUUAGGGAAGAUUCAUUUGAAUCGGGAGCACACAUUGAUGUUUGGGAUGUUGAACAGAAGGAGUAAAGAGGGUUUGUGUUACUGCUCCUAUCAGUAUUAGUCCUGUUCAAACUAGAUUAGCCAAGGGCUGUAUACUCCCCAAGGAGCUGAGAAAAUAUACAAGAAUAUUUCGGGCCCAAUGACUAGGAUGCUAAUGAAAAGCUCAUUGAUACGUUCGCUGUUGUAGAAUGUGCUAUUUAGUAUAAGAACUACAUUGUACAAUGUAUGUGUGUUUUGUUAUUAUUAUUGUUGUUUUCCUCAAAAGGGCACUGAGUUGAUUACUGGUUCAAAUCAAACACUGAGCUAUUUUGACAAUUUGUGAUGCUUUGGGCUAGAAAAGCAUUGCAAUGAAGUAGCUGGAAAUAUGUUUUAAAAGUAGAAUAUAUAACGAUUCACACAAAAGUUCUUAAAGCCAUUGGACACUUUCGGUAAA